Molecule: messenger RNA, 3804 nt
Organism: Uncinocarpus reesii 1704
Lineage: Eukaryota; Fungi; Ascomycota; Eurotiomycetes; Onygenales; Onygenaceae
Exons: 5
Coding region: 1-3804 (1267 amino acids)
Biological process (GO): telomere maintenance via telomerase; chromosome organization involved in meiotic cell cycle; double-strand break repair
Cellular component (GO): condensed nuclear chromosome; nucleus; Mre11 complex
Molecular function (GO): ATP hydrolysis activity; G-quadruplex DNA binding; double-stranded telomeric DNA binding
Source: RefSeq, a predicted model, not a curated record
AUGGGUCUGGGAAGACUGUAUACCAUUAUCGAAUGCCUCAAGUAUGCGACGACAGGUGAACUUCCACCCAAUAGCAAGGGAGGCGCGUUUAUCCACGACCCGAAGCUAUGUGGAGAGAAGGAAGUUCUGGCCCAGGUCAAACUGGCGUUCAAAGCUACGUCUGGCGCGAGGAUGGUAGUCACCCGCAGCUUACAACUUACGGUGAAGAAAACGACCCGACAACAAAAGACCUUGGAGGGACAGCUGGUGAUGGUGAAAGAAGGCGAGCGAACGGCCAUCUCGUCCCGAGUCGCCGAAUUAGACCAAAUCAUGCCCCAAUACCUUGGUGUUUCCAAAGCGAUCCUCGAUAAUGUAAUUUUCUGUCAUCAGGAUGAGAGUCUGUGGCCUCUGAGCGAACCAUCAGUACUGAAGAAAAAAUUUGAUGAAAUAUUCGAGGCGCAAAAAUAUACAAAGGCUAUCGAUAAUAUUAAGGCCCUAAGAAAGAAACAAAACGAAGAGCUGGGUAAAUACAAGAUUAUGGAGCAACACGCUAAAGAGGAUAAAGACAAGGCUGACAGGGCAGAGAAAAGGUUGAUGUCACUUCAAGAAAGAAUCGAAGCGCUUCGAGCGGAAACCCAUGACCUAUCUAAGGAAAUGCGGCGAGCUGCGGAGCUGGCAGACAAAGCUUGGAAAGAGUCUGAGAGUUAUGCUGAGGUCCUUGGUGCUUUGGAAGGAAAGCGCAUUGAAGCGAAGAGCAUUCAGACAAGUAUUGAGAAUCUAAAGCAACAUCUUGUUGAAGUUGACGAAUCAGAGGAGUGGCUUGAAUCCACUUUGGAGCAAUUUGGGUCCCGACAGGCAGACUAUCAAAGGCAGGAAGAGGCCCUCAAGGAAAAAUACGUGGACCUAAAAGAGAACAUAGAAACAAACCGGCGUCGAUUGGGACUCAAGCAAGCUGAAUACGGAAAGCAUGAAAAUGAUAAAGCUCAGUUCGAGAGGCAGGUUGAAAGGCGCGGCAAGCUGAUCAGGGAUAUCGCCCGUCAAAAUAAUCUCCGUGGCUUUGAGGGCGAUCUCGACGAGAUGGAAAUCAAUGAGUUUAUGCUGCGGAUCCAGAAACUUUACAAGGACCGAAACCAAGCACUGGAAAGAGCAAAGCGAGAGGCACAGGCGGAACUGCGGGAAGCCCAGAGCCUGCUAAACCAACUGAGUCAACGAAAGUCGACUCUUCAAGAGGUAAAGAAUGCGGCCAGGAAACAGAUCUCACAGAAUGACAAGGAAGCGGAUUCAUACCAGCGACGUCUCAACGAAAUCGAUAUAGAUGAAGGCAAAAUGGCGAUUCUGCAGUCACGAAUAGAAGAAACCGAAAGCCGUUUGAACCAAGCAAAAGACAAGGCCAAAAUUGCUUCAUGGGACAAGGAUCUCCAUACUAAAAAUAUGGAACUCCGUUCAUUAGAAGAAGAGAGUGCUUCGUUAAAUGCAGAAUUGAUUGAGGGGACCAAAAGAGUGGGUGAUCUUGCGCGGCUUGAUCACCUUAAAAAGGAGCUCAAGGAUCGGGAGCGUAGCUUGGAAACGAUGACAAGCGCCCACGGUGACAGGGUAUCCCAGCUUGUGAGCAAAACCUGGAACCCUUCAAAUAUCGAACAAGAAUACCAAUCGGUUCUAAACGUUGCCUCAACAUCACUAACCAAGACUGAGCGAGAUAGAGAUGGAGCUAGCAGAGAGCUCGAGUACGUUGAAGUAACGUUAAAAACCGCACGCAGAUCCCUUCAGCAACACAAACAAGAAUUGGAUCAUUGCGUUGAGAGGAUUCGGGAAGCUACCGAUGAAGAGCCUGCGGAAUAUCCUGAUGUUGUUAAGCAGAGACAAACGCAGCUUGAGAUGGCGAAAAAAGAUAUGGACCAAUAUGCGGGUCUGGGAGAGUAUCUGAGCAAGUGUCUUGAAGCGGCGAAGCAGAAAAAAGUUUGUCGAACUUGUAGUCGGCCAUUCAAAACGGACAAGGAAUUCCAGGAGUUCAAAGUCAAACUUGAGUCAUUGGUUAAAAAGGCGACUAUGAAUGCCGAUGAUGAGGAGGUUCAGCAUCUGGAAGAAAAUCUGGAAUUUGCAAGAAACGCGCAGACGUAUUAUGACUCCUGGGUACGUAUCUCUAAUACAACUAUCCCGGAGACGGACAAGGAGAUAGCCCGGCUGGAAUCAGAGCGAGAGGAAUUACUGGCAAAAGUAGAAGAUUACGACAGAAUUGUGAGUGAAAAGGGUGAAUCGAAAAGAGAUAUUGAGUCGUUGGCCAAAACAGUUGCCACGAUUGCUAAAUAUGAAAGCGAAAUUAAAACCCUCAGAAGUCAGAUCCAGGAGCUUUCUGCGAAGCAGCAAGAUUCUGGCGACUCACGGACUCUAGAAGAUAUCCAGGACAUGCUUGCGACGGUUGGAGAGGAAAGUCGCGAGUUAAGGCGGACCAUAACGAAAAUAACAAACGAGAAAGAUCAAUCGAGGGCAGAAAUCACGGAAUUAGAGCUCCAGCUUCGCGAUGUUCGCAGCGAACUCGAUAAUGCCAAAUUCCAACUGGAUAAAAAGGCAUCAAUUGAGACUCGAUUGGAAGAGUAUCGCAAUCUUAAUGCAAAACAGCGUGAAAGCAUCGAGAAAGCAGAUCAGGAUAUCGAGAACCUUGCUCCCGAGGUGUCCAAAGCUCAGGCCAAAUACGAAGAUAUUAGCUCCCGUAGCGAACAAAAGGAGAGAGAACUUCAGCAAGAUGUUGCAAGCCUGAGCGACAGUUUGCAUCAACUUGAGCUUGCAAAUGAGGAUAUCGUUUCCUAUAACGACAGGGGCGGCCCACGCCAGUUGGAGAGAAGCAAACGUGAGCUAGAAAAUAUCACAACAGAAAUCGAGCAAUUGGAAUCAGAACAGGGGUCCAUCACGCGGCAGCUCAAUGCCGUUUCAGCUCGAUUGAAGGACAGCGAGAAUACGAAGCGCCAAUAUUCAGAUAACCUUCGUUAUCGACGUGAAAUGAGAGUGUUAGGAGAAGUGAAGGCUGAAAUCGAAAGAUUAGAGGCGCAAAAUGCCGAGGUCGAUCGAGCUCGGUUUAGACAAGAAUCCGCGCGGCGUACGGAAGAAUAUAAUCACUUCUCGGCGCAUCAGGCAAGCAAAAUGGGAGAAAUGAAGGCAAAAGAUAAUGAACUUAUGCAGUUACUAGCCGACUGGAAUACUGACUAUAAAGAUGCAGCAUUCAAAUUCAAGGAAACCCAUAUCAAGGUGGAAACGACCAAAGCAGCCGUUGACGACCUCGGAAGAUAUGGCGGUGCGCUGGACAAAGCAAUUAUGAAAUACCACAGCCUAAAGAUGGAGGAGAUUAACCGCAUCAUCGAGGAACUCUGGCAGCGGACGUACAGGGGUACAGAUGUUGACACGAUUUUGAUUCGCUCCGACAAUGAGAACGCAAAGGGGAACCGCUCAUAUAACUAUCGCGUUGUCAUGGUCAAACAAGAUGCGGAAAUGGACAUGCGUGGCCGCUGCAGCGCGGGACAAAAGGUCCUAGCAAGCAUCAUCAUCCGCCUGGCGCUCGCGGAAUGUUUUGGAGUAAACUGCGGUCUGAUUGCAUUGGACGAACCAACCACGAAUCUCGAUCGGGACAAUAUCAGAUCUCUGGCGGAGUCACUGCAUGAUAUCAUUCGGGCCAGACAGCAGCAGGCGAAUUUCCAGCUUAUUGUCAUCACUCACGACGAAGAGUUCCUGCGACAUAUGCAUUGUGGUGACUUUAGUGAUUACUACUAUAGAGUGUCGAGGAGCGAUAGACAGAAAUCGAUUAUUGAGAGGCAGUCGAUUGCUGAGGUUAUGUAA